AUGCCGCACUGCAAGUUCUUAAACACAGAUGUCGCCCUGUCCUCUGAUGACCAGGCCCCGCGCACAUAUUCUCGUCGGUCUUGCAUAGAUGCGGCCUUGAGUAUACUGGAGAUUCGAACAAUAUUCGACGAUGAAACUGGUCCAGAUGGUCAGCUUUAUACGAUGCGGUGGCGAGCAUCCUCCUUUCUGAAGCACGAGUUCUUGACAGCCACUAUGUUGCUGAGCUUUCUCGCGCGACAGAGACAGAAAGGUCCGAUACCUCUUCCUGAGGGCUACAGCUUGGAUCGCAUCAUGGAUGCUUUGAGGCAAGCUCACGGUAUCUGGGUGAAGUCGAAGAAUUCUCCGCUGGAAGCAAAGACCGUUGCCGCUGCUCUCCAGAUUGUUCUGGGUCAGCAGCUGGAUUACCCUUAUAGGGACAUUCGAAGACCGGAUACAAACAAUGAUAUCAACCUGGGUUUAGCCAUGAUGAUGGACCCAAACUUCGCAUGGCAGUGGCAGACGUGGUUCGAAACCGAACUGCCGCAGGACUCCGUGUGA
Aspergillus campestris IBT 28561 is the source of this 537-nucleotide messenger RNA. RefSeq lists its product as uncharacterized. The record is from RefSeq and is a predicted model, not a curated record. The transcript is spliced from 3 exons. The coding region runs from base 1 to 537 and encodes 178 amino acids. Lineage: Eukaryota; Fungi; Ascomycota; Eurotiomycetes; Eurotiales; Aspergillaceae.